AUGUGGAGACUCAGUCUUAGGCUUUGGUUCUGCCCCUCUGGGUGGAUCACAGAGUCAAUCUCAGUUCCUUUUUCCUCAGGUGAAAAUGAUGACAUUUUCUACCAGAUGAGCUGUAGGUACCUUCUAGCUCAAAGCACCGUUGACUGUCCCAGUGUCCUCUCCUCAACUAGUUCCUGCAGUGAGGCGUCACAGUCACUCUUUUCCUUAACACUAACCAUUCCUCAAAGUUGUAGCAGUACAGCCUCCAGGACUGCUCCAGAAAAAAUAAACCACCUUCACUGGAUGAUUUUAAUACUAUAUAGUAAUACAUUUUCUCACAAUAGGACACAACACUUAAUCUCAAAAUGA
This is a messenger RNA of Pipistrellus nathusii (Nathusius's pipistrelle), 348 nucleotides long. The record is from the annotation of a GenBank genome assembly. Lineage: Eukaryota; Metazoa; Chordata; Mammalia; Chiroptera; Vespertilionidae.